UGUGGGAGACCAGAUAUAGUGAAUGCAGGGUCCGGGGAGACCAGAUAUAGUGAAUGCAGGGGUCCGGGGAGACCAGAUAUAGUGAAUGCAGGGUCCGGGGAGACCAGAUAUAGUGAAUGCAGGGUCCGGGGGAGACCAGAUAUAGUGAAUGCAGGGUCCUGGGAGACCAGAUAUAGUGAAUGCAGGGUCCGGGAGACCAGAUAUAGUGAAUGCAGGGUCCGAGGAGACCAGAUAUAGUGAAUGCAGGGUCCGGGGAGACCAGAUAUAGAGAAUGCAGGGUCCGGGGAGACCAGAUAUAGUGAAUGCAGGGUCCGGGGAGACCAGAUAUAGUGAAUGCAGGGUCCGGGGAGACCAGAUAUAGUGAAUGCAGGGUCCGGGGAGACCAGAUAUAGUGAAUGCAGGGUCCGG
Staurois parvus is the source of this 408-nucleotide messenger RNA. Lineage: Eukaryota; Metazoa; Chordata; Amphibia; Anura; Ranidae. The record is from the annotation of a GenBank genome assembly.